Molecule: messenger RNA, 1365 nt
Organism: Colletotrichum higginsianum IMI 349063
Lineage: Eukaryota; Fungi; Ascomycota; Sordariomycetes; Glomerellales; Glomerellaceae
Product: Protein kinase domain protein
Exons: 2
Coding region: 1-1365 (454 amino acids)
Biological process (GO): protein phosphorylation
Molecular function (GO): ATP binding; protein kinase activity
Source: RefSeq, a predicted model, not a curated record
AUGGCCGGUCUGUUGGUCCGCAGUCUGAAGAGGCGUUUCAACACAUGCCAGAUCCUUUCUCUACGCCAGACCAACGCGCUCUUUCGACCGUUCGAUUCCUCCUCGACAAUGCCAACAAACCCGUUCCUCUACGAACAUGUUGACAAUGUCGAACGACUAGAUUUUUAUCGCACAGGGGGGUACAACCCCAUCCAACCCGGCGACCGUCUCGACGGAAGGUACCGCGUGGUGCACAAGCUCGGCUACGGCACUCACUCAACCAUCUGGCUUGCCCGGGAUGACCGGCAGGUCAAAUACGUCGCUGUAAAAGUGGGCACGGCCGACUCAGAUGAGAAGGAAGCCGACAUCCUGAGUCGGAUCGCUGAUCUCACUGGCGAAGGCGAGGGCCGUGAAAACGCUCUGAUCCCCCCGGUCCUUGACCGCUUCAGCAUCUCUGGGCCCAACGGAAGACAUCCCUGCUUCGUCACCACCCCUGCGAGGUGCAGUCUUGCUGAUGCAAAAGGAGUGUCUGCAUGUGGCUUGUUCCAACUCGACGUAGCCCGGUCACUUGCCGGUCAAGUUGUCACGGCGGUUGCGAACACCCACGACAAGGGCUACGUUCAUGGUGACUUGCACUUGGGAAACAUACUUCUCCAAUUGCCAUCAAGGCUUGAUCGUCUUUCGGAAGAGCAGCUGUACGGCGAAUUCGGGUCUCCUGAUCCUGAGCCUGUUCGCAUGGCAGAUGGGAAACCACUCGCACCCGGCGUCCCGUCGCAUGUGUUCUCUCCGGUCUGGCUUGGAGAAGCAAGCGAGAAACUAUCGGUAUUAGAAGCGAAGGUACUGGUUGCAGACUUUGGCGUGGCUUUCUGCCCGGGGCAAGAGUCGAGGUUCGAGUCUUACACACCACUAGAGAUACGGCCGCCAGAGGCCCGCUUCGAGCCCUCAAAGCCCCUAUCCUUUGCCUCUGACAUAUGGAGCCUUGCGUGCACGAUCUGGGCGAUACUCGGACAGCGGCCGUUUCUCGACACUUUUCUCAUCUCCCAAGACGACGCCACGAGCGACCAGGUCGAUGCCCUGGGACCUUUGCCGCCUGAAUGGUGGGAGAAAUGGGGGACGCGAUCGCGCAGGUUCGCCGGCAACGGAAAACCCAAGGAAGGCCGCCUCGCAUGGUCGUGGGAUCAGCGCUUUGAAGACAGCAUCCAGGAGCCCAGACGCGAUGAGGGCAUGGAGACGCUUGACGAGAGGGAAAGAGAUGCCCUCUUCGACAUGGUUCGUUGGAUGCUUGCGUUUCGUCCUGAAGACAGGCCGAGUGCUCGUCAAGUUCUAGAGACGGCGUGGAUGAAGAAUUGGGCGAUCCCCGCGCGUGACAAGACUUGGGAGCGAUGA